Messenger RNA from Toxotes jaculatrix (banded archerfish), 5429 nucleotides. RefSeq names its product nucleus accumbens-associated protein 2. The record is from RefSeq and is a predicted model, not a curated record. Gene Ontology annotation, biological process: regulation of transcription by RNA polymerase II. The transcript is spliced from 7 exons. The coding region runs from base 403 to 2190 and encodes 595 amino acids. NCBI's taxonomy places the organism in Eukaryota, Metazoa, Chordata, Actinopteri, Toxotidae. Gene Ontology annotation, molecular function: protein binding; DNA-binding transcription factor activity, RNA polymerase II-specific; RNA polymerase II cis-regulatory region sequence-specific DNA binding.
GAGAGAUAAUGACAGGGAGGCAGAGGGAGGCUUUGAGACAGCGUUAGAACAGACAGUGAGCAGAGAGAAUGGGACUUUGGAGGAUAUAGAGAUAGAAGAUAGGCUGGGGAAGACAGACAGAGAAAAGUCAGUCAGACAGCAGAGAGAAUCAUCUUUGAAACAGUGGGAAUGACACUUUAAGUGAAAGAGAGAGUCAGCCAGACGGAGUACAUCAGAGUGCUCUCCUUCCAUCUUUAACUACUCCUCUUCUGUCCUGGUCCUGGCUGCUGCUGGUGUGUUUGUGUGUGUCAAGGCUCCAUGGUGUGUCUUAACCAGAAGACUGGCUUGCACAGAUGCCUCUCUCAGUGGCGGAGUCUGCAGUGAAUAUCUGAAACCCCAUCUUCCUCUUCCUCUGCGGCCAACAUGUCCCAGCUGCUCCAUGUGGAGAUCCCGAACUUUGGAGCCACAGUUCUGGGCUCCCUUAAUGAGCAGCGUCUGCUGGGACACUACUGCGAUGUAUCCAUCCUGGUCAAAGGUCAGGCAUUCAAAGCCCACCGGGCCGUUUUGGCUGCCAGCAGCCUCUACUUUCGUGACCUCUUCAGCAGCUCCACCAAGACCCAGUUUGAGUUGCCCUCCUCAGUCACACCUGCUUGCUUUGAGCAAAUCCUCACUUUCUGCUAUACAGGGAAGCUAACAAUGGCAGCUAGCGAACAGCUGGUGGUCAUGUACACAGCUGGCUACCUCCAAAUUCAGCAUAUAGUUGAAAGAGGCAUGGACCUAAUGUUCAAAGCCAACUCACCUCACUGUGACUCGCAAACAGCAGGGUCCUUAGAGGAAGCAGGAUCCGAACCGCAGAGUCCUUCCAAUAAUGGGAACGGUCUAGCAGUAGCCGCCCUUUUGGGAGCCCCAGGCUGGUCUCCAUCCCUACUCUUGCAGCGUAAGAUUAAACUAGAAGCGGGUGACCCGGCACCUGUGACAGUACCCUUGACUCAAAGCAAGAUUACAUCUUCGGAGUUGGGGAGUCGGCUGACGAGGGGCAGUUCAUUGUUCUACACAACGGCCGGAGGGACCCCCAUCCCUGGUUUGCCUUCUUACCACCUUCAAGGGGCCAGUGGAGGUGGAGCUGGAGGAGGAGCUGGAGUUGAAAGAUCCAGUCCUGGAGCAUCCAGCUUGCCCACCACUGACAGUCCGACAUCCUACCAGAAUGAGGAUGAGGAGUUUGAGGAAGAGCCCUAUGACGGGAUCGCAGAGGAUACCUACAGUCAUCUCUAUGGACGUUCAGCUAACCCUUAUGGGAUCCAGGACAAGCCGGAGAUGGCAGCGAUGCCCUUGGCCUUGGAGAACCGCAACUGUGUGCUGAUCCGCCGGGACCUGGUGGCGCUGCCUGCAAGCCUCAUCAGCCAGAUAGGCUACCGCUGCCACCCUAAGCUCUACACAGAGGGGGACCCUGGGGAGAAGCUGGAAUUGGUAGCUGGUACGCAGGUGUUCAUGACUCGAGGCCAGCUGAUGAACUGUCAUCUAUGUGCCGGUAUUAAACACAAAGUCUUGCUCCGUCGUCUCCUAGCCACGUUCUUUGAUAGAAACACUUUAGCCAAUAGCUGUGGGACAGGUAUCCGUUCUUCUACUAGUGACCCCAGUAGGAAGCCCCUGGACAGCAGGGUCCUCAACGCUGUAAAACUUUACUGUCAAAAUUUCAACCCUAACUUCAAAGAGAGUGAAAUGAAUGUGAUUGCUGCCGACAUGUGCACAAAUGCGAGGCGUGUCCGCAAGCGAUGGUUGCCCAAGAUCAAGUCCAUGCUGCCUGAUGGAAUGGAGGUCUACCGUGCAGGAAUGGGCAUGGGUGCUGCUGUGGGUCUGGGCCUGGCGCUGGGUGCCCCUCAACAAGGGGUACCUCUCCCCUUCGAGCCUGACUUCAAGACCCUAGAGCAAAGGUUGUAUCCAGAUCGUAAAGACCCUCUCAGGACUCACCCAACACUGACAGAGGGCAGCCCUGGGUCUGGGGCAGCUGGAGCAGAGGCUGAAGGUGAAGGUGAAGGAGUCGCCCAGGAGGAACAGGAGGAAGAGGAGGAUGAAGCUGGGUUAGAAGGUGUAGAUGGAUCACUGGGGGCGCCAACCUUGAUCCCAGGGGCUGAGGCAGGCAAUUGUGGUGACACGCCGCCUGAGCAGGAAGUGGAAAGUUUUGGACAAGGUCUGAGGGUCAAUGGACAGUGAAUGUCCUUUAGGGCUGCCUCUCACAUUGUGAAAUCUGUUUAACACCACAUUUUUUUUGCUUGCAUCUCGUCCACCACUCUUUCUUCUCCUCUGUGCUUCCUCAACAGGAAUUAUCAGCACAAAACGCUGCGCUCGUAGAUCUUACUAACAGAAACUUGUCACACAUGCAUGCGCACACGUGUGCUUGCAUACUUACCGAUAGUGGAAGUAGACACAGGCAUGGCAUUAGCAAAUCGAGAAAAUCAAUAAUUUCUCCUCCACCCUUUUCUUCAUAUAUUCAGUAUUUACUCAGUAUUUCAGCACCCGCAGCAAUAUUACAAAGGCCUGAUAGCAGAACAAAUGGCUGUAAUGAUUCAUGAUUUCAGUGCAAUACAAAAGCAACAGCUGCUUUGCUGGCAGUUUAUGGAGCGUGGUAUAAUGGUUUGUAAAAUGAUUCCGUUUUCUUGGAAAGGUACAUCUGAAAAUAACCCAUGUAACCUUGGAAAAACGGAUCAGAGAAACACAGAUCUCUUAAAAAGCAGGGUAUUGUGCAGUGUUUGCCUACAUUACUCCAUAUUGUUAUAUGGUAAAUAUGUGUAGAUAUAUAACAAAGACUGUAUUAUAAGCAAAGGUCAAGUAUUGUAUGAACACCAUUAAACUACACAGUUUUUAUUUCCUGUUAAAAGAACACGUCAUUUAACAAUGAAGAUGAGGAAAGGUUUUUCUGGGAAAGCUAAAGACUUCUCCAUAAUCUAACAAAUAAUCUAUCACAUGGAGUUGUUUUUUCAUGCAUAUUUGCCCGUGACACAUUGGAUUAGAUUGUCAAUGUGAUGCCUGUGUCUGCUCCAGACAGCCCCUCCCAAACACACACACACAUAUACAGAGACACACACACAUGUGCGCACAUUUCCCACCUUAUGAUACUAGCCUUUAAUACCUGCACCAAUACAUAGAAAACACACCAUUCAAAAAAAAAAAAAAAAAAAGUAACAACGCUUUUUAAACUUUGAAAAAUCCUUUUAAAUUACAUUAUUCUGUCUUGGAGAUACAGAGAGAGACAUGAACAAGAACAUGCACUAAAAUCCAAGCUUGCAUGCAUGAAUACAAACAAUGGAUACAGAGAAUUACUGAAAACAACAGCAAACCACAAACCUGCAUCUAAAUAAGAAAACAGCUAUUGUUGCCUCGAAAUAUGCCAUUAAUACGCAAAAGAACUCUUUUUUCCGUUUCUCACUGGGACAUUUCUCACAGACCUCAGUCUGACACAUGUUAGAACUGACCUGGGUGUGACCCAGGAUUGACUUUGUUUGACACAGUACUGAUUGGAUUUUCUUUUCUUUUUUUUAAACUACGGAGUGUACUGUCACCACAGGUAGAGGAGCCUGACUAUAUGGAGUAGUAAGAAGAAGUGCACUACACCAAGUGGUAGAAGAAAAGAUGCCAGAGAGAAACACUGUUUCACCAUGAUGUGGUGGUGUGACUGGCACCAAUAGUCCUGCUUCCAUCCUGUUUUUUUUUUUUUUUUUCCUGGGGCGGAGGGGGUGGGAGUGUUGGGGGGUAAAUUAUUGAAUAAAACUUAUAAGAGCAAUUUCUGCUGGCUUAUUGCAUUUGCACUCAAAAAAAAGUGAAAGGUGGGUAACUAAGGAGACAAAAUAUGACUAUACUAAAAACUCCACACCACCCUGAUUAUUUAUUGGAAUAGGGUAUUGUGGGUUUGGAAAGAAACAAAUGGUCUUUCUGAUAAUGACUGUUUCUGUAGUUUGAAAGGGGGUGGCAUGAGGCAAUGUCAAACAGCGACUUAAACCUGUAUCUGCCAUAGUCAUUUUCUUUUUUGAUAAAUGUUUUCAUGCUUUCUGCCACGCAUAAGGACGCAGUCCAAACAGCCUUUCAUUGUUGGUUUGUGCAUUGAUUUUGAAAGAUACAUUCUUGUAUGUCCUCUUCAGUUUUCUGGGUUUUCCUGCUCAGCAGUCAAAGCACAUUUCCUCACAAAAUCAUACCAUCUAAUCUAGUAAAUGAAUGAACCCCAAAGUUAUUUUAAGCCAUCGCCAUUUUGGAAAAUAUAGUUAAUUACAAAGUGGUUUAAAAAAUAAAUCAAUCCGAUUGCAGAAAGUGACACCAUAAAUGUGCAACUAAGCAGAAAAAAACAGUAUAUGCCCUCAAUAUAUUUGUAUAUGCUUCAUUGCUGUGCCACUUCAAAGGUUGGGCCACAUUAUCCUCUCUUUGUGUCCUACGUAUGUUUUGGUUCUUUGGGGGAAGCUUUAAGAUGGCCCUGCACAAGAAACACAGGGUUAAAAUUGCACUAGGUGAUAUUAAUGACGUUUACAGAAUCUUUUUUCUUUGCUUUUUUUUCUAUUAAAUUUUUUUUCUUUUUUUCUUUUAUUUUCUUUCUUUUUUGGGGGGGGGGGGGGGGAGGAAUGUGAUCUGCCAUAGAUAAAACAGGGCUGUGACAGAAUGGCUGAGAUGAUGGAUGAAUGUAAACCGUAGCACUGCUUUGGUGAGGGCCCCAAGCCUUGAUUGAAUUUGGUAAAAUACUGAAUCUCUUUUUUUAUAUGACUCACAUCUUUCUACAAUUGUAUAUUCUUUAAAAUGGGCCAUAUAAGGAAAUUAAUCUAACUGUGAGGUUGUAUGAUGUUCUAACCUAAAGCUUUAAUAAUUUUGUGAUUUUUUUUUUAAUUGAUAUGAAGAGGUCUUCCAGUGUGGCAAACACCAAGGAACAUUUCUUUAAUAUGUAGAAAACAAGGUUCAAGUACUGGCUUAUAUUAUUAUAUUGUUUAUACUAUCUUUAUCCCAGCAGUUAGUUCUCUAAUGUUGAAAUGACCUGUGUUCACAAAACUGAGAAAUCCUUAAAAAUUCUGUGUAGAUAUUCUUUAAGGUUUAGCAAAUUAUUUCUUAUCUCAUUUUUAAUUUAUUAAGUGUCAAUUCCUGAAGUUGCUCUUGUAAAAAAAAAAAAUAAUAAUAAUAAUAAUAAUAAAAAAAGGUAUUCAGUUUUUGUUGGAGCCACUACUUUAAUUACAAGACUUUUGAGUGGAUCAUUUGCACUUGUGAAUUUGCCAACCGAGGUAACAAGUCUUCCCAAAAUACCUACAUAUAUAAACACAAUAAUUAAUUUAGAUUACAAAAUAGCUUGCAACUGCCAUCCCAAAAAAUUAACCCCCUGUACUCUACUGUUAAACUGUGCAGUAAAUAGAACAUACAUUUGGUCUUUUUCUCUCCCUCUGCAUUUUCAUGCACAAUAAAUCUAUGCUUUUUGUUUUUCCUGA